Molecule: messenger RNA, 978 nt
Organism: Hibiscus syriacus
Lineage: Eukaryota; Viridiplantae; Streptophyta; Magnoliopsida; Malvales; Malvaceae
Product: WAT1-related protein At5g40240-like
Exons: 2
Coding region: 79-660 (193 amino acids)
Cellular component (GO): plasma membrane
Molecular function (GO): transmembrane transporter activity
Source: RefSeq, a predicted model, not a curated record
UUUAUGAUAAUGCUUGAGCUAGUUUCCUAAACCCCUUUGUUUUCUCCUUGUCUUUGAACAUUGGAAUGUGUAACAAGGAUGGAAAAGGUAGAAUUGAGGAGAGAAACAACUCAAGCUAAAAUAAUUGGCACCAUAACAUCAAUAUCUGGUGCAUUAGUCAUCACUUUUUACAGAGUCCCCAAAGUUUUUUCAUCUUCACCUUGGACAUCAUCAUCUUUUGUACAACUCCAAAGUCUCUUUCAGUCUUCUAGAUCAAAUUGGAUUUUUUGUGGCAUCCUCGAAGCUAUUGCAUAUCUUCUUUAUUCAUUCUGGUAUGUAAUUCAGGCAAGAACUAUACAUGCUUCCAAGCUCAACCAUGAAUUCUUUAAUAUCUUACAUAAAGUUAUGGUGUGUUCUGAACUCGAAUUUUGUACAACGUUACAAGUGAUAUAUCCAGAAGAGAUUGUUGUAAAUUUAUUUUACAACUUGUCUGUGGAACUUUUAGCUGUACCAGUUUGCUUGAUAGCAUACCACAGUAAAAGCAGCAUGAUAGGGGCAGUGAUCAUAACCUGUGGCCUUUAUGCUGUAUUAUGGGGCAAAGCAAAAGAAGCUGAAGAAAUUAGAGAUGAAGAGCCCUCGUCCAGUGGCAGGGUCCCUUUGCUGCAAAGCUAUAAAUGUUGAACAAAUGUGUAGGACUCCUUUGCCUCGUCGGGGACUCAUUUCCACAACAGCAUCCCUGAUCAUUUCAUCAUGAUAUUUUUCCAAAGAUCCACUGCUCUCCUCCAUUAGUACCCCAUCUUUGUUCUUAACCUUUUCUCGUCGCCCUCAGUUCCUACGACUGAAUUGUUUUAGAAUAAUUGGAGAAAAUGUAUUUAAUCUACAAAACCACGUUGAUAUCAAUAUAAUAACAUAUUCAAUAGUCAUCCUUCACCUACUCCAUUAGAGUCAAACAAAUAAUUUGUACAGAUUUGUUAGCGUAAUUAAAUAAUACCAUUGAUU